This is a messenger RNA of Mobula hypostoma (lesser devil ray), 1775 nucleotides long. It is a transcript of the gene parvg, whose product is annotated as parvin, gamma. Gene Ontology annotation, cellular component: actin cytoskeleton; focal adhesion; cytoplasm. NCBI's taxonomy places the organism in Eukaryota, Metazoa, Chordata, Chondrichthyes, Myliobatiformes, Myliobatidae. The record is from RefSeq and is a predicted model, not a curated record. Gene Ontology annotation, molecular function: actin binding. Gene Ontology annotation, biological process: substrate adhesion-dependent cell spreading; cell projection assembly; establishment or maintenance of cell polarity. The transcript has 15 exons. Bases 497 to 1468 code for a protein of 323 amino acids.
AAAAUAUUGGAAAAGCCACUUGAAGUCAGGUGAUCGUAGGAUCUGCUCUGCUUGUAGGAAAAUCAUAAUUGAGGGGAAUACCUACAUUAGAAGCCUUAAUAGAAAACAGAAUUGUCCUGUUAGAUGGUUUAGUAGGUUUAGAGGAAGUUUGGUGGAACUAUUGCAAUCUAUUUGUGGAAAUGGCCAUAGCAAGGCUUGCGUAUGUGAAAAGAGGAAGAACAUAAAUUAGAAACGUCAGUGCAGACCAGCUCAACGGCGAUACUUUCAUUUUGGUUCCAAUUUUUGCAAAAUAAGGAGCUAAAAACAAGAGAAUGCAAGAAUGAUGACCAAUUUUUUUUGAUGGUGUAAAAUUUCACGAAGGGGCUUCUCUGAAAACUGUAUUUCCAGUGUUAGACCAUCAAAGCUGUGAUUCCCUGGUUUGAGAUAACCCUAGCCAAGGGAAAGGUUAUCCCUCCAUCCAUCCUUUCAUCAUCUAAAAAGAGCAUAUGUGAAGGAAAUGGAUUCUUCUUUUGCUAAUAUUUUUGCUGCCUUUGAAGAAUCUAAAGAAUCUACAAAAAUUGACAUUCCUCUAGGUGAAAAAAGGAAGUUCAUACAGCCUGCAUCACUGAAGAACCCUAAGCUGGAAGAAUUAAUGAUGUUUCUCAUUGAUUGGAUCAAUGCCACAUUGAAGCAAGAUCACAUUGUUGUUAAGUCACUGGAGGAAGACCUGUAUGAUGGAUUAGUGCUGCACCAUCUAUUAGUGCAUUUGGGUAAAGUCAAGCUGGAUGUAGAAGAAAUUGCAAUGUCUGACAGUGCACAGAAACAGAAACUGAGUGUUGUGUUGGAUAAAAUCAAUCAGCUUCUCCAAGUUACGGAGGAUGACAGUCUGAACUGGAGUGUAGACUUGAUCCAUAACAAGGACCUGAUUGCCACUUUACAUCUCCUGGUUGCCAUUGCAAAGCAUUUCAGUCCUGGUAUUCACCUCCCAGAAAAUGUCUGCGUGGAAACAAUAAUUCUUGAGAUUGACAAAACAGGAAUAAAAACAACAAAAGACUUCGAAUAUAUCACGGAGAAAAGGACAGAUGAUAAAGAACAAAGUCAAAUACAAGAAGCAGACAACAUUAACAACCUAUUUAAGCUUGAGCCUGACAAAAUAAAAGUAGUGCAACAGGCAUUGCUUCAUUUUGUCAACAAACAUGUGGGGAGGCUUGGUGUGACUGUGAAGGAUCUUAGUUCACAGUUUUCAAAUGGAGUAAUCUUGAUUCUAUUAAUUGGACAGCUGGAAGGCUAUUUCAUUCAUCUAAGCAAAUACUAUUUAAGCCCCACAGAUGACAAAGAAAAGCUUCACAACGUCUCUUUUGUGCUGGAGCUUCUUGAAGACAGAGGACUGUUAAAUUAUACAAUCAAUCCUCAAGACAUUAUAAACUUGGACAUCAAGGCCACAAUGCGGAUCUUGCAUUGCUUGUUUGCUAAGUACAAGGACAAGUGAAAACGGACUCAGGAUUUCAAGCAGUAUGAAAGGAAACUUCAUUUAAGUUGAUUGAAGAUCAUCCGAAGAAGAGUGAAAGGAAAGAGACUUGUGUUGUAAAAUGCUAUAGACAUUUUUGUGGUUUAAGGUUUCAUCCAUCCUCUGCUUAAAAUAUUCAAACAAUUACCUGAUUAUCUCCCCACAAUUGGUUGAAAUUAACCGUAGCACAAAUUUGCUUUGAAUGUAUAAUUCAUAUAAAAUUUAUACAAACUCUGAGUUAUAUCUGUUCUAAAUAAAAUCUAAUGGCAAAUUACUGAGUUAAUGUGCA